Molecule: messenger RNA, 1278 nt
Organism: Ascochyta rabiei
Lineage: Eukaryota; Fungi; Ascomycota; Dothideomycetes; Pleosporales; Didymellaceae
Exons: 5
Coding region: 1-1278 (425 amino acids)
Source: RefSeq, a predicted model, not a curated record
AUGAAGGUGCUAGCUACCCUGAUAGUAUCGACGCUGCUUUCAGGUCAAGUCUUUGCACAGCAAGAUUUCCUGAGUCGACUACCUCCCUGUGCUGCUCGGUGUUUUUCAUCAAAUGUACCACAGUCCUGCCCAGCUGGCGACUUUGACUGUAUUUGUGCAGAUACAACCUUCAUGACAACGUUUACUGCCUGCAAUGCUGGCAGAUGCUCGGUAGUCUCGAUGCUGCAAGCCACCAACGAGACAUACGCCGCUUGUGGAAUCCCCGUUCGUGACAAGACCAAGACUCUGAUCGGACCAGUCGCAUCUCUUGGGAGUCUAGCGUUAGUGAUGGUGGCGAUGCGGCUAACCGACCGUGCUGUAUCUGCACAUGCGCAGCUCGGCUGGGAUGACUUGUUGAUUGGUUUUUCUGGCGCUGUCUCUAUUGGUAUGAAUGUGCCUGUCAUCGUCGCUGCGAGCCUUGGGUUUGGGAGGGACAUGUGGGGUAUACCUGCCCACAACAUAACCGAGAGUCUGAAGUGGCUCUACGUUGCCUACUUCAUGUACAUGCUUGCGGAAGCAUUAUGCCAGAUAUCGAUUCUCGCCUUCUACCUACGCAUUAUGGUCAAGCCCAGAUUGCGUACAAUCGUCUGGACCCUUCUGGGUGUGGUCGUAUGUUUCGGUAUCGCGAAUGUAUUCACCAUGGUCUUCCAAUGUACACCCAUUCCCUUCUUUUGGGAUGGUUGGAGGGGAGAGAUGACAGGCUUCUGCGGUGUCGACGUUCGUUUGUUCGGAUUUGCAAGAGGAGCAAUCGAGAUCUUUUUAGAUCUGGCAAUACUGACGCUCCCGCUACCAAUGCUCGCGAAACUAAAUAUGUCCCCCAAGAAAAAGCUUCAGAUCAUGUCCAUGUUUUGCAUUGGCUUCAUCAUCACCGUCGUAAGCUGUCUUCGAUUGUGGUCGUUUGUUCAGUUUGCACACACAACCAACCCCACUUAUGACAAUGUUUCCGGACUUUACUGGUGUGCAACGGAGUCGAACCUCUUCACCGUCGUCGCAUGUAUGCCGGCGUUGCACGCAAUCUUCCACAAGGCUUUGCGUAAAGUUCGAGGCAUAAGUACCUAUGCGAGCCAUGGUCAGUAUGCCAGUGAAGGACCCAGCAAGGGCUCGUAUUUGCGACACAACACAGAUCAACGCAGAAACCCAGUGCCCUUUGGUGCAAUCAAGAAGGCGACAGAUGUCACCAUUUACCGAACAGAACGAUCGGGCUCCGAUGUAGAGCUGGUAGAAAACAGGCCGAUAUGA